Molecule: messenger RNA, 501 nt
Organism: Ruditapes philippinarum (Manila clam)
Lineage: Eukaryota; Metazoa; Mollusca; Bivalvia; Venerida; Veneridae
Exons: 2
Coding region: 1-501 (166 amino acids)
Biological process (GO): protein phosphorylation
Cellular component (GO): nucleus
Molecular function (GO): ATP binding; cyclin-dependent protein serine/threonine kinase activity
Source: RefSeq, a predicted model, not a curated record
AUGGAGGACAAAACAGUUGAUGAUAUUGUUACUGUUACUGAACGAUCAACUCCUAGUUAUGAUUCCAUUACAAACAAUGAAGUAAUAAAAAGUCAUGCCAUGAAUGAGAAUGUGAGUGAACAGACAAACUGUGACUAUUUCAAAGAACGUUCAAGUACAGCCAAUUCUCCUAUUAUAUUACAUCGAGACUUAAAGCCAGAGAACAUCAUUGUAUCAGAAUCUUUAGAAGUAGUGAAAUUAUGUUACUUGGGGAUUUCAAAAUUGUUAACAAUAAAUAGUUCUGCUACCACCUAUGCACCAGGUAUGCAACCAGGUACCCUUAUCUUUCAAGCACCAGAAAUUUUGCUUGGUAGUAGACCUGCAUCAACAAAAUCUGAUGUUUGGGGAAUGGCAGGCACUCUUGCAGAAUUAUUCAGUGAAUGUCCAAUGUGGGGAUUACAAGAGGAAGAUGAGAAGAAGAAAAUGAAAGAUCAGUUGUUGAAACAAUUAAAGAAUUUAUGA